Clarias gariepinus (North African catfish) is the source of this 1473-nucleotide messenger RNA. RefSeq names its product PRA1 domain family, member 2 (gene praf2). The record is from RefSeq and is a predicted model, not a curated record. Gene Ontology annotation, cellular component: membrane. Lineage: Eukaryota; Metazoa; Chordata; Actinopteri; Siluriformes; Clariidae. The transcript has 3 exons. Bases 7 to 543 code for a protein of 178 amino acids.
UCGAAAAUGGUGGACGUUCAGCCUCCGCCUUUCCGGAGCCUUGAUGAUUUUCUAUUCGGUUCGGCCCGGUUCUCCGCGCCUGAUGUCCGUAAUUUAGAGAGGUGGAACAACCGCAUCAUUAACAACCUGCUGUAUUACCAGACCAACUAUUUUGCCUCGGCUUUGGCGUUGCUGCUGAUAGUCGGGUAUUUCCGGCCCUUUCAGCUCAUCCUUGGAGCGGCUGUGGUGAUCUCAGUGUUUCUGAGCUUUGUAUGGGCUGCGGAAAACAAGGCCACAGUGAGACGCUUUCGGAGGAACCAUCCUUCUCUCUGUCUAAUCGCCAUCUUGGGCUCCAGCUACUUUUUAUUAUCGUUCCUGGGAGGUGUGGCCAUCUUCCUCUUUGGCAUCACCUUCCCCAUCUUAAUGAUUUUAAUCCAUGCAUCAGUAAGACUCCGGAGCUUAAAGAACAAAGUGGAGAACAAGCUGGAGAGCAUCGGGCUGAAGAGAACACCUAUGGGUAUGCUGCUGGAGGCGCUCGGCCAAGAGCAAGAGGCCGGCUCGUAGAGCUGCAGCAACCUUCCCUUAGGUCCUAAACACUACAAGCAGUAUGGCGUUAAUAUUGUGGCAUUGCUUCUAAAGGCUUAAGGGGAGAAAAACAGAAGUAUGUACAGUCGAGUGCAAAAGUUUGCAUCCCCUCUGUCGUUUAAUGGGAAAAACAAGGCAAAACCAAUAGAAGAAAUAGUUCAAACGUGACAUUGUGACUGUUAAACUUUUAAACUAAUAUUAUUUUCUUUUUCACUAUUCAUGUCUUAACAUGUACUGUUUAAAUAUUUUUGUUACUUGUGACCAUGAAGGACCAUUUAUGAAACAGAAGCACUCCACAUUGUCGUUCUCAUUUUAACCUAAGGGCAUGUAAACAUUUCCACUCGACUUUGUUUUAAAUGAAGGAUGAAUCGAAUGAACAUCUGAAACGUACCUGCCUUAUCACCUAACUUUAUCAUGAUUUGAUUGCGUUAAAAAAAUUUUUAUUGCAUUUAAAAAACAUAUGUUAAAUUUCCCAAUUUUUACUUUUGAAUGAUUUUUGUUCUCAUCGCACAUGAACACAGCAGAGCAUUAAGUUUCCACAUUUGUGCCAACAUUCCCUGAGUAACAAGGGCCUUGUUGAUUUCCUCACGUGUUGCUAGUGACCAAUGCAUCACACAUUCUUAUAUUGUGAAAAUUAUGUUUUGCCAAUGACACACAGUCACUUUUUUAUUUAUGAGCUCUAUGUCUAAAAAUGAUGUAAGUGGAUUCAACAAAUGUCUGAUUCAUUACUCGGGUUAAAUACUGCAAGUGUUUCUAUCUUGAUAAUUUGCGACAUUUGGUUGUUUCCUAUGCUUGUACAAGUAUUAUGAGGAUGUAUUUGCAUCGACUUUGUUUGAGUUUGACCUGAGAUAGCCAGUGUAUCAUCAUUUUUUCUUUUUUUUUGUCAAUAAAACUGAUGUGACUUUUUAA